This is a messenger RNA of Parasteatoda tepidariorum (common house spider), 749 nucleotides long. RefSeq lists its product as uncharacterized. Lineage: Eukaryota; Metazoa; Arthropoda; Arachnida; Araneae; Theridiidae. Gene Ontology annotation, cellular component: extracellular region. Gene Ontology annotation, molecular function: chitin binding. The record is from RefSeq and is a predicted model, not a curated record.
AUGAUCUCUCAUGAAUCCAUUGCUGCUGAUGAAAUUAUUAGAGCCAAUAUCUGCAAAAACGACUUAUCAGACAAAGUCAUAUUUUGUCGUUUCUUGAACGGUGGAAAACUUCAAGUAUUUGAAAUAAAUCCAUGCCUCUGCACGCACAUCCUCCUAGAUUUUGGAACUUCAGCUUCAGAUAUAAAGAAAUUUACUUAUCUGCGUUCAUUGAAUCACAGGCUCCAAAUCUUAGGAACUAUUUCUGUUGACGUAUCUAACAUGACUGUCAAUCCUCACAACUUGUCUGCCUGGGCUUUAAACAAUCAAUUCGAUGGAUUGGAUUUGCUCGUUAAAAGUGAAGCUGCUUCAAAUGAUACGCAACCAAAUAAUGUUGUUUUUUUCAUAAAGGAAAUAAAAAAUUUAUUGAAGAAAUCUCGCGAAGGAUCCCCAAAAGCUUUGAUGCUAACUCUCACAGGAAAUACACUUUUGCAUUUAGAGAAAAUACUCAGUCAAGACGAAUUCAGGGACAUUGAUUUCAUGAGUAUACUAGAAAUGAAUGAAACUGAUUCAAGCUCAUCGAGGAACUUCUUUUUAAAUUUGAGAAGACUGAUGGAAGAACGAACUCCAAAAGAAAAGAUUUUGAUAUCUCUAAGCAUUCGUCAAACUUUGGCAGCUCAAUACAAUGGAAAGAAUUUUCAUGUAAUAUUAUAAAUAGAUUUAUAAAUGGAAAUAUUUUUUAAUGUUUUAUAAUAUUCUGUGUUUUAAUUGUU